CUGACGUCGAGAAGGAAGGGCCAAAUGUCCGCCCCCUCUCCUGUGUCUCCUCCCCCCCAUUACACCACCUGCUACAGGGACAUCAUCCAGAGGUCUCCACCCACAGUCCCCACCUGCCUCCUUCAAGCUGCCAACCGACUCAAAGACGCACCCAACAUUGGCAAGGUCAAAGUGGUGCUGCGAGUCUGCCCCUCUCCCACCGUACCCCCUUCCCAGCCACCCAUUUUUAGAGUGGACCCAGCCAAGAGAAGGGUCACCAUGAUUGAUCCUACCACCACCCACAAUCAACAGCCACACUCCAACUCCAUGCCAACACACGUUGGGGAAGCCAAGGGUCACUCUAAGACAUAUGUCUUUGAUGCAGCCUACCCUCCAGAGUCAACCCAGGCGGAGGUGUGUGUAGGUAUUCUGCCUGACGUCAUCCGUUCUGUGGUCAAUGGGGCAGACGGAUGUAUUCUGUGUUUUGGACAUGGUGAAGUGGGGAUGUCCCACACCAUGAUGGGUAGCGAUAGCAGCAGCCAGAGUUUAGGGGUCAUCCCGUAUGCCAUCUCCUGGUUCUACAGUCACACAGAGAGGAGGAGAAGGGAGAGGACUGGGGCCAGCCUGGCUGUGUCUGUGUCCGCUAUGGAGGUCUGUGGGGAGGACGAGACCCUCAGGGACUUAUUGUCAGGCAAUCUCCAGGACAGCCCAUCAGCAGACCUUUAUCUCUACGAGGACCCCAUCUAUGGAAUGCAGCUUCGGCACCACAGUGUGGUAUCUGCCCCCAACGCCGAGAGAGCUGCCUUCCUCCUGGAUGCAGCCAUCGCAUCACGUCACCGUGCCGACGGCCCGACGAGUGGAACUCGCAGUGACAUCACCACACCAUCGUCCUCCUCCCAUAUGUUCUUUACUCUGCACGUCCAACAGCAGCUCUCAGAGGGCAGUGGCAAAGUACCAGGGGGUCAUAGCAGGUUGAUUAUGAUAGACCUGGCUAACAGUAUAAAAGGGACCAGUAGAACCAGUGACAGCAGAACUGGACGUCCUGAGUCUGAACUGGGCAGUGUUAUACUGGCCCUACUCAACAAUGGAAACAAAAACAUCCCCAACAGAGACAGUAAAGUGACCAUGCUGCUACAGGAGUCUCUGGGUAAUAUUAACUGUCAUACUACCGUGCUGGCCCAUGUGACUGACUCACCAGAACACUUCUCAGAGACACUCUCCACUGUCCAAAUUGCCUCGCGCAUCCGCAGGACACAGAAGAAAGCAAAACAUUCAACAUCCUGCUCUCCCAGUGGUAGAAGCCUGAGUAGAGAGAGGAGUGGAGGGAGUCGUCCCUUCUCUCUCAGAGCGUUCCACUCCACCAAUGCUGUGGACUCUGACCUCAGUGACCUGCCCCAGCUCAGGCUCGACGGUGACCUGCUGGAUGACCACUCCAGCAGCGACCAGUCCUGUGACACGGUCAUCCACAUCAACCCCGAUGGCUCGGUCCAGCAGCCCAGUGCGGAGCUGACCCAUCAGGGCCAGGGCCAGCCGGAGUUUACCCCCAUCAUCCACUCUCUACAACAGAAUAAGGCUGAAGCGGAAUCGGAGGACGCCGAGCUUUCUGCUCUAAAGCAAGAGCUAUUGCAGCACCUUCUAAACAUCGUGCCCAGACUGCAGGGAGAGAGGAAGAAGAAUGAGAGCAUCAUCCAAGAACAACUUCCUCAGAAUACAGCAGAAGUGGGCCAAUGUGAGAGGUACUUAAGUCUUAAGUGUGACACGUUUGCAGAGCUGCAGGAGCGACUCGGGUGCAUCGACGGCAGUGAGACAGUUACCAAGUCAUCCUUAAAAGAACCUUCUGCCAUGACCGAGUCCCCUCCAGUCCCCCAAGAUGGCUCAGGCAGAACUGAGACUGAGGAAAAUACCUCCUUCUUGAAACCACUGAAUAUGAAGGUGAAGUAUAGUGAGCUUUCCAUUGUGGGUGAGAAAGAGAGCCUGGUGACAGAUGGCAGUUUUCCGGUCGACAGUUUUCAGAGAGAGGACUCUGGUCUGUAUGACUGUGAGGAGGGAAGUGCAGCCAGCUCCAACGAGGACCAACCAAACCCCUGUGGCUUUAUCAGUUUACAUCCAGCCUGCCAGAACCAAGGCAACCCCCCUGAGUACAGCUUUCUGCCGCAGCACAGUGAAAUCUACACUCAGAACAGCCCUGUGCCAAGCUCUCAUUCUCCUCUUCCUCUGUCUCUUCUUCCCCUGUCUCUGGAGCCAGCUGGAUACCCAGGGAGGCCUGGCUUGCUGCAACACCAGACCAGGACCCCUCCGGCGGGCAAGAGCUCUCCGCUAUCCCCUUCUCUCUCUCCAUCCUCCUCGUCCUCCACCACCUCCUCCUUGGCUACCAGUGUUCUCCUAGGAGAGAGGAUCCUUCCUCAGCUUUCCCAGCUGCCUACUAGAGAGUCGGACCUGAAGGAAAUGAAGGCCACCAUCACGGUGAUGGUCCAGCAGCCAUUGGACCAGACGGGUCAGGACGAGCUGGUGUUCACCAUGGUGGAGGAGGUGACCAUCAGUGGGGCACUGGAGAGAGGAGGCCAGGCGGGGAAUAUCAUCAGGAUCAGGGAUGCCCACUCCUCCUCUGGCCAGGCUUCUUCAGGGUCUGUACUGGGUUCCCUUCCCAUCAGGAUUAUCAGUAACGUUAGUGAAGAUUCUACUACUACUAAUACAGGCUCCACUAUCAAGGCCAUGGACCCUGCUACUACCACUAAGACCAUGGCUGUGGAAGUCAACACCAAACCCAAGGCCAUGGACCCUGCUACUACCACUAAGACCAUGGCUGUGGAAGUCAACACCAAACCCAAGGCCAUGGACCCUGCUAAUACCACUAAGACCAUGGCUGUGGAAGUCAACACCAAACCCAAGGCCAUGUCUUCUCUCUCCAGGGUGGAGAACCGGGUCUUGCCCUCCUUUAUAAACCCCUCGCUCGCUGACCUCAGUAGGAGGAGUAGUGAUGUGGAAGGGUCUCGUCAUCUCCGAGGGGUUUCUAACACCCGUUUCAUGCGAGUGGAUGCUUAUGCUGAACCCAAGAAGAAAGAUAAUCUAAAAGGUUCAGGAAAUAAAACGGCGAUGGAGACAGAAGGUGCGUUCUUUAUUACUGAGAGGAAUCACGUGAGGAAUACCAACGAGAGCAUUUUGAUGCCUUUCCCAGGUCAAACUAAUAGUAUUGCAUCAUGUGACACACAUGCCUGGGAAGAGGCCGGUUGCUAUGAGAUGAUGUCAUCAGGGAAUAGGGCCAGUGGGAGGAGUGGUAACCAAGCAGAAAGGAGCUAUCCCAGAGGAGGGGAGUAUACCACCUGUUCCCUCACCUGUUAUGACCGGGUCUUACCUGUUCCAUCUUCCCUAAUUACUCCAAAGACACCAGGAGACAGUAGUGAAAGGAGCAGGAAUACACCAGAGAACUGUAUCCCUGGUUACCCUGCAGCUACCCACCACAGAACAGCCAGUCUACCAAGAGGCUGGUAUAAUAUCAACAAGCAGGAGAGCUAUGUAAUGAGCGAGGAGUAUAAAGAUAAAGCCCCAGACUUUAAAUCAUCCACCCCUGGUAGUCCCUGGGUGACCCUGGAGAGGAGGCCGUCCUCAGCCAGGCAGGGGAUCUUCUCCUGGGCCAGGGAGAGCCUCCCUCUCCCAUUCUCACCAGCUCGGAAGUACAGCCUGGAGCAGCAGCAGAGACAGAGAACUAGUAACAGUCCUCUCAGCACAGCCAGUAGUUCACCGUUGGAGCCCAUGCCAUCCACUCCGAGUGUUAGACAUGAUAGCGGUAAGAUGGAAUCCCCCAUAGAGGAAAGCAGUAGGCUUUUCAGUGCUAAACUAGAGCAGUUGGCUAGCAGGACCAACUCUUUAGGUAGAAUACCGCUGGAGUUCCACACUCUGGACCGAGGCAGUAGCCUGUCCUCUGUGAGCUCCAUGGGGAGCUCCAAGGGGAGUUGGGAAGGGGAGUCCAGCCACCCCACCCUACCCCGGGCCAGCAGGAGCCCCAGGAGGGCCCCUAGGUCCAUCCCCUUGACUGACAAGAACACCCCCAACACACCCCAUUCUCCCAAAACCAGCAGGUCAACCUUUAUAACUGAGCCCAACACCCCCAACUCCACAGCCCUCCAGUCUCCUAGAACCAGCCGAUCUAAGCUCUCCGCGGUGGGGAAACUGAUGAUGACCAGCCCUAAGGUCCGCCGGAUAUCCAUCCCCAGGACCAAGAACCUCAGCUUCUCUCCCAAGGCACUCCAUCAGUCCAUCAACAGGAGUGCCAGUCUGUCCCCUGAUGGGAGGAGCCCUGAGCAUGGUCCACUCUGGUCCACCCAGUCUCUAAGCCGAAACCAGACCCCCUCGCCCCAGACCCUACCACCACGCCUCGUAGCAAAGUCCCCAGUCCGGGUCAUCAACGGGCGCAUCUCAGAGCUCCUCCAGAUCGGCAGAGAGCCCUACCCCUCUGGCGGGGCCUCCGGAGGACUAGUUCUAGACAAGAUGGCGGCAGCGGCUGGAGCUACCUGUAGAUCCAUGGGAGAGGCUCACCCUGUUCACCCUGUACCCUCGCCCUAUGCCAGGGUGACAGCACCUCGCAGGCCCAACCACCUCAGCGGGCACGCCAGUGAUGUCACUAGCGUGUUGAGCGGGGAGCUGCCCCCGGCCAUGGGUAAGACAGCGUUAUUGACCAAUAGGAACAGCCUGGUGAGCAGUGGAUAUGAGAGCAUGGUUAGGGAUAGCGAAGCCACAGGGAGCAGCACCUCCAACAGAGACUCUAUCAGCGAUAAGAGCUGUUCUAUGAUCAGUGUGACCCGCAGUGAGAGGAACCCCAAAAGGAGGAGCAGCAACGGUUCACACCCGCGGCAUCUGUCCCAUAGCACGUCCCUGUCUCUGAGGAGGCCAGCCAGUGGGCCCAGGUCUCGCUGGGUAGACAGGGGCAUCCCAGAGGCCUACGAGAUCAAGGUCUAUGAGAUAGAUGACGUGGAGAGGCUGCAGAGGAGAGGAGGAGCAGGCAAACAGGGAAUAGCCUGCUUCAGUGCCAAACUCAAGUUCCUGGAGCACCGUCAGCAGAGGAUCGAAGAGGUGAGAGCCAAGUACAACAGCCUGAAGAGCGAGCUGGAGCUGGCCAAACAGAAUCUCAUGCUGGAGCCAGGGAAAUGGAACCAAGAGUUUGACCUGUGGCAGACAUUUGAGGUUGACUCUCUGGAACACCUGGAAGCAUUGGAGGUGGUCACGGCAAGGCUGGAGAGCAGGGUCAACCUCUGCAAGGCCAACGUCAUGAUGGUCACGUGCUUUGACAUCGCCACCAAGCGCCGGCAAGCGAGGAGACGCCGCCGGACGGAACAGCAGCAAGGAUUCAUGGGAAUUUAGUGUAAUUUUGUUCCCAUUGUUGUUAAUAGAUGUACAAAGAGAGAGCUUUACAGAGAGAGAGAGAGAGAGAGAGAGAGAGAGAGAGCGAGGAGAGAGAGAGAUGGAAUACCAUCGUCUUUUUAUGCUUAUCUGAAUUCCACUUGAAAACAUACACAGGUAUUUGCAUUUCAACUCCCUAACAGUAGUGAGAAGUAUCACUCAGUGUUGACUUCUCCUGAAGAAGAGGGAGUGGAAUCUACAUCUCUGAAUGCCACAGAGCACUCUUACUCUGAAUGAUGUAUGUUCUUCUGACACAGGAUACAGGUCAAUAUUCACUGUUACAGUGGGUUUCUUAAGUAUUCACCCCCCUUGAAUUUUGUUCACAUUUUGUUGCGUUACAAAGUGGGAUUGAAAUG
Coregonus clupeaformis (lake whitefish) is the source of this 5729-nucleotide messenger RNA. RefSeq names its product kinesin-like protein KIF26B. The record is from RefSeq and is a predicted model, not a curated record. Gene Ontology annotation, biological process: microtubule-based movement. Bases 25 to 5334 code for a protein of 1769 amino acids. The transcript is spliced from 11 exons. Gene Ontology annotation, molecular function: microtubule motor activity; ATP binding; microtubule binding. NCBI's taxonomy places the organism in Eukaryota, Metazoa, Chordata, Actinopteri, Salmoniformes, Salmonidae.